Stegastes partitus (bicolor damselfish) is the source of this 5618-nucleotide messenger RNA. RefSeq names its product cramped chromatin regulator homolog 1 (gene cramp1). Bases 31 to 3579 code for a protein of 1182 amino acids. The record is from RefSeq and is a predicted model, not a curated record. The transcript is spliced from 20 exons. Lineage: Eukaryota; Metazoa; Chordata; Actinopteri; Pomacentridae. Gene Ontology annotation, biological process: pattern specification process. Gene Ontology annotation, molecular function: chromatin binding. Gene Ontology annotation, cellular component: nucleus.
CAGUAAUUGCCAAUAUAACCGGUCGGACCCAUGGUGAAGAGAAAGAAGACAUCGCCUACUACCGAAGAGCACGAAAAUGGCAUGACACCGGGCUCCAGGGAGGGGAUCGGUGUCGAUGGGAGGAGGAAUCCGUCCAGAAAGCCCGAAGGUUGCGACGAGGAGGAGAGCGGAGAGCAGGCGAGCGAGGAGCGCAGUACAAAGGGAGACGACGGAGUGGAAAUUCUUAAUCCAUCAGCCGCGGGUCUCAGCCCCGGUUCAGCCCCGGUCCUCCCCGCGUCUCCGCCGAACCGAACCGGGCUAGGCUCGACCCAACAGCCCCACACCUCAGCGGAGCCCGCCCCUCCGUGUCACGACCAGCAUCAUUUUCUCCGAUCCAGCGUUCGACCUCCGAGCAAACGGAUACGGAAGGAUUCAAUCGGCUCGACCAUCAAUGGACAUGGCGGGGCAAAAUCGAAAGGGGCAGAGAAUGGCUCUUCUUCCCAAGGGGCAGUGGGACAGUCGGGGCCGGUGGCAGGCUCCACUGGGGCAGUGUCCAAGGCCUCCAAGGGCCAAGGGUCUGCUGAGAAGGAGGAACAAGCUGGUAACCAGAAGAGAGCCCGUCGGCAGUGGGAGUCUUGGAGCGCAGAGGACAAAAACAGCUUUUUUGAGGGGCUCUACGAGCAUGGGAAGGAUUUCGAGGCUAUCCAGAACAACAUUGCAAUGAAGUACAAGAAAAGAGGCAAGCCGGCCAACAUGGUGAAGAACAAGGAGCAGGUCCGCCACUUCUACUACCGCACCUGGCACAAGAUCUCCAAACACAUUGACUUUGCCAAUGCGUACUCCCGAGUGCUGAAGAAAUCUUCUCAAGAGCUGUAUGGUCUUAUCUGCUAUGCAGAGCUCCGCAAAAAAGUUGGAGGAUUAAUGGAUGACAAGAACGUGGCAAAGCUGAACGAACUCAUCCAGCAAGGGGCCACCACUGUGCGCUCUAAAGGGAGGAACCUACGGAUCAAAGCCCCCAUGUGCCGUGCGCUGAAGAAACUGUGUGAUCCAGAUGGAGUGAGUGACGAAGAGGACCAGAAACCAGUGCGUCUACCCCUGAAGGUUGCAAUGGAGCUCCAGCCACGCAGUAACCACUCCUGGGCCCGCGUUCAGAGCCUAGCCCACAACCCUCGCCUCAGGAUGGUGGUGGAGCUCCACAGGAAAGUCUCCAGCCUCAUCGAGUAUCUGAAACAGAAGUGGGCAUACCACGACCAGCGGAUUCUUAAGAGUCUCAUGGAGAGGGAGGCGCUCGAGGGCAGCCAGUGCAGCACAGCCUCUCCCAGCAAACCUCGGCAAGAGGAGCUCUUUCUUUUUCCAGCUGAGAGCAGCACGUUGACCACGCUGCCUGGUGUGGCACGUGUAGUUCACUCCAAGGCCUCCUGCACUGUACACUGGUUAGAGAGUGGCAAGAACCGACCUAAUGCCAAGGAACUGCCAGCUGCCCAGAUCCUAGGCAUUCACACAGCUCCGUUACCUCGAACUGGCAGCAAAUCUGCACGCGGCAACACUGCUGUCACUGGUGCUUCAGCGGCUGUUUUGGGUGAUACUCGUCGGACUGAACCCCCUAACCUUGAACAAUCGCCAGAUAGUUCUACAAAGGUAGAGGAGAAGAGACCUCAGUCUCUUUCUGUCUCUGUUUCCUCUCAGCAGACUGUAGCCCUCAGAGAGGAGGGAAAUGGGACGGUAUCUUCUGAGGCAAGCAAGACCUGUCCUGUCGUUGAGACCACUGUUGGCUUAGCAGCGACCAAAAACACGGACAAGUUGUGUGGUGGUGUAGAGAGCUCAUCAGAGCAGUGCAAAGAAGAGCAAAACACCAGCACCUCUUCCCCAGAGGCAAACCAGACUCCUACAGCCAAACCUCUAGUGACUGGCUCAGAGGAGGGCGUGUUGCAAGGCUCUGCACCAGCAGCCAAAGAACGGACUGUUGAGCAGAUCAGAGAGGAGGGCUGGAGUGCUCGUGACGCAGAGAAUGUCACCCUGGCUGAGCUCUACCUAAUGUUUGGGAAGCCAGGAAAGCUGCAGCUGGAAUAUGAGUGGCUGCCAGCUGCGGUUUCUCCCAGCAACCAAGAAAAUGGACAAGCCUUAGUACAGCCAAAGCCCAACAAGACGAACCGAGUUCUGCGCUGCCUGCUCAAGCUGGUUGCAACUGAGGUCAAUCCUAAACCUUUGGCUCCAGAGCUCUGCUCCACAGCCACAUCACCACUUAAGACCCAUCAAGAAGAGCAGAACCAGGCUGUCACACCUCCAGGGAAGGGUCCUGUAGCAGGUGUUCGCAGCCCCAGCUGUGGCCGGCAGCAGGCUUCUGUCCGAGUGGCCAGAUUACACCUGCCAACUGUUGGAGCUUCAGGUGGGCGCAACCUUCCCCGCUCUCUGUUGGGCUCAACUGCGGGCAGCGAUGCAGAAGGCGGUGUGUUCGCAGUACCCACCACUCUGCCCCCCAACAGCUCGCGCCACAACAGAAUGUUCUCCCCCAACAAGGAGGCUGAGCUUGCCUUCAGACAGCAGCUCGACUCCAUCAGUAUGCAGUCAGAUCUUUUCCUUUCUAGACAAAGAAAGCCUCGCAACAGACAGCUUCGGAAACCACUUGUAGUUCAGCGAACACUGCUACCCAGAACUACAGGAGACACUCCUCAGCAUGUCUGCUCCUUCUCCAUCCUCUCCAAUUCCUCUGCCACAGGAACUGGAUCUUUCCGGCCAAUCCAGACUCGACUGGCUCCUUCCUCCCGCCCUCUUCUGUCCAAAACUUCCUCUGCAGCAUCCAGCUCUGCAGUGACCAGCCAGCUCUCCAGUGCCAUUGACCUGGCAGCCAAGUCUGCAGGCAUCAUCCCCGGCAGUCCCUGCCGGGAGCUCGAUUCUCCCAGUGUUGAUAACAGCACUCUGCUCACCGCCACACCCAUUGUUGAUGCUGAACCAGACGCCCAACUCAUCCAGGAAAAUGUCCCAGAGAAUGGUCUGCCUCCCCCGUCUCCUGGAGCGACUGGUGGUGGAGACUCACUCCUCGCUCCGCCCAGCGUUGUCUCGCUCCUUGACAUCUCUCUCCCAGGCCCCCCUGAAGAGGCUCUUGCCCCCGGAGAACCUCAAACACACAUCAGUGACUCCAUCAUCGAGCUUGCCAUCAACUCUACCCACUAUGGUGAGGAGGCGGCUCUCUCUCCAGCCAAGCUAGGCAACAGUGACGGCUCCAAACUGUUGACCUCGUCUCCCUCCGUCAGCCCCUCCAGAGGCUGGAUCCCAUCGCCCAGCCAUGACCCCCAGUGGUACCCCAGCGACUCAUCGGACUCCACACUGGGAUGCCUCCUUUCCAGCAUGGUGUCUCCUGAUAAGGGCAGGCGGACCACCCUAACCCCCUCUGGCCCCUCCAGCGGCACAGCUUUGCUUGGUCCAAGCCUCCUGGACUGCAAUUCUCACGAUUCCUUUCAAUCCCGUGGCCUUCCUGACGUGGCAGAAAUGGACUCUCAGCUUGCGUGUAUGAUGAGCGAGAGCAGCGUGGACUACAUCGCUCGCUUCAAUGACCUGGCUCAGGAGCUGGCUGUGACCGAGCCCUCCAUCCCGCCUCCCUGAGGAAGAGAGCAACUGGCUCCACCAAGCCGCCGCCAUCUGGAGGACAAGAGUCGUCGAGUGAGCGGAGAUAUGAGAGCUUUCUCCUCUUUGUCUUUCCGUCUACCUUGGAGGGAAGACGACUGCGGGGGAUGACCCUCAAAGCCAUCCCUGCCCCGUUUGUAAAAGUGCAAUAAUAACAGUGAACCUUGACCAUCGUUCAAAGCGGGUUUGAAACGCGAUGGUUUCACUGAACUGAACUGAACUGAACUAAGGUAAAAUGCCCUUUAAAAACAAACACUUUAGAUAAAGAAAUGCGUUUACAAAACACAACCUCAUGUACAGGAAAAUACUAUGCCAUAUCUGAACAAAAUAUUUUCACCAAUCUUUUAUGUCUGUUCCUGCUCUUUGUGUGUAUGAGUGUGUGUGAGUGAGUGUGGGUGUGGGUGUGUGUGUCUUCUACGCUCUCAGAUUGACCCCCAAAAUGUGUAAAUCCACCAAAAUGUGCAGUUCAGAUCCCUGCUGGAGUGUGAUUUUGAAAGUAAUGGCAGUGAGAAAGAGGCUGAAUAUGGUGAGAAUAUUUGCCAUAGUUAUGUUGCAAAAGUGGAGCACAACACAGUAGGGCAGGUAGAAAAUACAAUCUUUCCUGCUGCCCUCCAUUUCAUGUGCUCUUUCUCUCUUAUCAGUUCAGGUUUUAUUGGUUGUAUUUUAGCCAUGCGUGUUUGGAAUCAUUUCUUACAGCCACAUGCAUAAUGGCAGCUCAAUGGUUGACUCCACUUGGCAGUAAUUCUACAGAUGUGAUUCUCUGCAGUUACUACUUUUUGAAUUUUGUGCUGAAAUCACAUGGGAUUUUGCCAGUUGUGUGAAAUUUUCACCACUUUUAAGGGAUGGUAGCAAGUGAGAUGGCCUUGUAAGCUGGUAUUUAUGUAUUUUUCAGUUGCUGAUUCUUAACUUUAGGUUGAUGGUACACCCAAACAUGAUGAUUUUUAGUCUAAUCUUGAAUAACCCUGUCACAGCAGGUGGCAGCUCUUUGACUGUUUUUUCCACUUACAGUGAAAAAUGAUGACAUUGCUCUUUUACCUUAGCGCUCUUGCUUUUAUCUUGCAGUCCUUAAAGAGUUCAAAUAAAGGAGCUGGGUUUUCUUUUUUUUUUAAUGACAGACUGAAAAUGUUUUGGGGUACCUUUUAACGUUACCAGUAGUGUUACACUCCAUUUAAACUCUGUAAGAACGAACAGUCAGAUGUGUGUAAUUAAAUCAAACACUAAAGCCAUAGUUGACUUAUUUUUUAAGUGUUGCGUUGAUUCUUUAAUCACAUCCCAAAACAUUAUUUGACUGGUACUGGAUACUAACAAAACACUAUGGCUAAUGUCAGCAUGACUGGCUCUAAAUACCCUUUAACACCAGCUCACUCUUUGUGUUGCGGUCAAAAGGUGAACAGAAGCGUUUUUGCCUACUAUAUCCAUGCAGCUUCACCUUUUAACGUACUGUUAUUAACAGGGAUUACACACAUGUGAAGUCCAGACUGAAUUGCGUUCAGAUUCAUUUUUAUUAACCAGCAUCAUCAAUAUGCAGUAUUGUGAACAUCUUCUCAUCAACAUGUUUGAUUGGAUCUCUGAGUGUAAAUUGUAGGAGAGCUCUUGUCAUUCCACAGAUCUGAAACAUUGGUUUUCUUCGAGCACCUUGGGGGGGGCUUUGACUUUAAAACGACAAGCUCUUGUGAUGUUUAUUCGUUUGUGAAGGACAUCUGGAAAAUCUUCAUGUUGUCACCCUAGAUGAUUCUUAACAUGGAAUAAACGGCAGGUUUUGUUUUUUAAUCUGGCAAGUUUGUUUUUGCUGUUGAAGGAUUUUGUUUGUACAAAUGGCAAUUCCAGUAUUCACUGCGCUUUUGUAACAUAAUGUAAAUUGUUGUUUGGACUAUUUAUUGUUAACAUUUCUGAGAAAAAAAAUGUUUUCUGUUUAACUUAAUAUUAAGGUGGCAUCUAAAAAGGAAAAAAACCUGUUUUAAGUUUUCAGUUUGUAAAAGGUGUUUUUAUUCUGUGUUUAAAGAUAGUUAUAAAAACUG